Molecule: messenger RNA, 1557 nt
Organism: Ectocarpus siliculosus
Lineage: Eukaryota; Phaeophyceae; Ectocarpales; Ectocarpaceae
Source: the annotation of a GenBank genome assembly
AUGGGGAAGUUCCGAGGGCACCAGGAUAAGAGCCGGAGGGGAAGGGAGAAGAAGCUCCUAAAGAAGAAAGCCGGGGCGGCUGCUGGUGGAAUCCGCGCGGUGGCGGCACAAGCUGAGUCGGCCGUUCCCGGCGGCGACUCUCUGACCAGCAGCAGUCCUGGCCGUCUACAACAGCGGGGGGUAGUAGGCGCGAAGAGGAAGCUCAAGCACGUGACGUACGCCAAGGAACACUCGGUGCUUAUCGUCGGAGACGGCGACUUCAGCUUCACGCGUGGCGUUAUCCGACACCGGGGAACGGGAGCUGGUGUCGUGGCGACGUCCCUGGACUCCGAGAAAGCUGUACUCAAGAAGUACCCGCGAGCUGAGACUUGGCUCCCCAAACUUGAAGCCGACGGAGCCCAGGUUGCACACUCUGUAGACGCUACCAGGCUCGAGGAAACCCUCCUAGGGGCCGGUGAAGGCCGGGGAGAUGACGGGGGUGGAGGCGGAGUUGCUGGAGAGAAGACGCGAGUUUUGUUCGAUCGCGUCGUCUUCAACUUCCCCCACACCGGUGCCCAGAGGACACACCUCAACCGUAACCUCAUCCGAGACUUCUUCGCCAGCACCAAGGGAUUGGUGAAGUGCGCGGCGGCCGGGGGAGAGGUGCACGUUACCCUCAAGGACAAGCCUCCGUACUCGGGCUGGAAUGUGAAGGCAAUGGCGAGGGAAAGCGAGCUGAUCAUGGUGAGGUGCCUUGCCUUCGACCCAUCGGUGUUUCCCGGCUACCGCCACAGCACAACCGACCCUCAGGCAAAGAAAUUCGACGCGGGAGGGGCCAGGACGAACGUGUUCUGCCGGGCGAGAUCCGAGCUUGACGACAACGUGGAUGAGUCAGGCGCCUUCCCGGUGAUAGUGCGACGGGGGGGAGCAGCCUCCUCUGCGAACUCAGUUGAGACUGCCAACAACACCGGCGACAGCAACGAUUCCGACGACAACGUCUACGGUGAUGACCACAGUAGUGAAGACGACAACGCUAGCGACAACAGUGACUUGUUCGGCGGGGGCGGCUGCGGGAGCGGGGACCCCGAUGGCGGCCUGGGGUCUUGGGACGACGAAGAAAGAAAAGGCGAAAAAACAACCGCCUCGGCGGGGGCGGGCGAUGUCGCCCACGGCAGCGGCGGUGUUGAUCAGGCAACCGCCGAUGCUAACGGCAGGAAGAACCGAGGGAAGAAGAAGAAAACUGGUGAAAAAGGCGGUGUCGGCGGUGUUCCCAGUGGCAGCGAGGCCGAGGAGGUUAAUGAGGGGAAGGGGUCGGUAUCGAAUGGGGCAUCGAAACGCGGCAUGCUUCAGCCUCCGGUGCAGAAGAAGAAGGCCGCGAAGCGUAGAGCACAGCGUAAGCGAAAGGCCGCCGCUGCUAAAGAAGCAGCAGCCGCUACAGCCGCGGCGGCAGAAGGGGCGCCGACAGGAGAGGGUUUCCCACAGGGCGACGGCGUGAUGCCUGCCAACAAGGCAAAGUCUCCCAAGCGAAAGCGAGGGAAGUACGUCGUCAAUUCGGCGAAGAAGCGGCCGAGAGAUUGA